AGGUGGUCGCUGUUGGCAGAAAGACACCCAGAUCGAGCCUCCAAGAAAACAAGCAAAGAGGACUCUCGUGUGCCUGGAAGGUACGUCCUGUACAAGUCUUACAGUAUUCCGCAGCACCGAGAGGACGCAAGGAUGUGUUUUUUGGGAACGACCUGGAACUCUUAGUCUGAAGUUGGUACCUAAUUUGUACCUCAAAUUAGAAGGGGAGGAGUUGUUCCCGUCUACAUGCUGAUGAGUAGAAUACUCCAGAAACAGAGGAGGAGGAUGCACCUUUAAGGAAGAGGCCUACAUUAUAUUGGGCCGUCAGUGUGGGAACGGCACUGGAAGCUGUGGGACGCUCCUGAGAGCUGACUGUGGAGAUCUUAAGAUCAGGCGGACGCGUCGGUGGAGUUGCCGCUUAUUUUGCACUCCAGUUUUGCUGGUGGCUGCUGGACUUGUGAGGAUCUCAAGGCAAGGGCGGCGGGGGGGAGGGGGGUAGCCAGCGGUGCAAAUGCCGGGGCCGCGGCUGCCUCAGGAGCCGGCCUGGCAUGUUCUGGUCCUGCUGCUGCUGAGUGGACUGGCAUCACAGAGUCCGGGGUCACAUGCCAACCUGUUGGACUCCAUACUGUUUCGGAAUGGCUGGAAGGGCGAGUCAGAGCGGCAGUCGGAGGGGAGCAGCGGCAACAGUGCGGCCACCGUCACCGUCCACAACAUGCUGUGGUGUCACUGCAACAGCAAUUGUCCUGAGGACUCUGUCAACAACACUUGCAUGACGGAUGGUUACUGCUUCACCAAGGUGGAGGAGGAGGAGGAAGGGGGGCUGGCUGUCUUCAUCACAGGCUGUUUGGGACUGGCUGGUUCCGAGUUCCAAUGCAGAGACACGUGGAACAAACACUCCAGGAGAGCUCUGGAGUGCUGCAUGGAUGAGGACUACUGCAACCGCAACCUUCAUCCCACUCUUCCUCCACUGCAGACGUCAGAUUACGUGAACAGCAGCGGUCAGUACUUGGCUCUGCUCAUCUCCAUCACCGUGUGCAGCUUCAUCCUCUGCGUCAUCCUCAUCAUCUGCUGCCUCAGAUACAAGAGGCAGGAGACGGAGCCACGCUACAGCAUCAACCUGGAGCAGGAGGACACCUACAUCCCACCUGGGGAGUCGCUGAAGGACCUCAUCGAGCAUUCACACAGCAUGGGAUCUGGAUCAGGAUCAGGGCUCCCUCUGCUGGUCCAGCGUACCAUCGCCAAGCAGAUCCAGAUGGUGAAGCAGAUCGGCAAGGGGCGCUACGGGGAGGUGUGGAUGGGGAAGUGGCGCGGAGAGAGAGUAGCCGUCAAAGUCUUCUUCACCACGGAGGAGGAGAGCUGGUUCAGAGAGACCGAAAUCUACCAGACCUUCCUCAUGCGACAUGACAACAUCCUGGGCUUCAUCGCGGCCGACAUUAAAGGUACGGGCUCGUGGACUCAGCUGUACCUGAUCACGGACUACCACGAGAACGGCUCGCUGUACGACUACCUCAAGUCCAACACGCUGGAUGUCAAUGAUCUGCUCAAGCUGGCCUACUCGUCCAUCUCGGGCCUGUGCCACCUGCACACCGAGAUCUACGGCACGCAGGGCAAACCCGCCAUCGCACACAGAGACCUGAAGAGCAAAAAUGUCUUGGUCAAGAAGAACGGGUCCUGCUGCAUAGCGGACCUCGGACUGGCUGUCAAGUUUAACAGUGACACCAAAGAGGUGGAUUUACCCCCCAACCUGCGUGUGGGCACCAAGCGCUACAUGCCCCCCGAGGUGCUGGACGAGAGCUUAAACAGGACGAACUUUCAAUCCUUCAUCAGGGCGGACAUGUACAGCUUUGGACUCAUUAUGUGGGAGAUGGUGCGGCGUUGUAUAAGUGGAGGCAUAGUGGAGGAGUACCAGCUACCUUACUAUGACUUGGUGCCGACUGACCCUUCCUAUGAUGACAUGUGGAAAGUGGUGUACAUCAAAAAACAAAGACCUGCUUUUGCUAACCGCUGGGGCAGUGAUGAGUGUUUACGACAGCUGGGAAAACUCAUGUCAGAAUGCUGGGCUCACAAUCCUGCCUCUCGUCUCACGGCCUUGAGGGUGAAGAAGACCCUGGCCAAGAUGUUGGAGUCCCAAGACAUCAAACCGUCUCACAGCGACACAUGAAAACACGUUGCGUAAAAGUUGGACUUGCUGUACAGCGACGUUCAAAGCCAACACUGUGCUUUCUGUGAAAGCUGGGGGGGGGGGGGGUCCACACUGCUGGCCUGGUGGACUCGGGGACUGAAAGGAGAGGAGGACUUGUAAAGCCAUACAGCAGUAUUAUUAUUAUGAUUAUUAUGAUGAUAUCCAGUCUUUUGUACUGGACGUGUUUUAUUUUACAUUUGUGACCUCAUUAGGAGCAUUUUCUUACUGACUUCAACACAACUGAAUGACAAAAUAAAACAUGCUAAAGCUCAUCAAACAACACUGGAGUUUUCAGUCUAUUUAUACAAAAUGUGGGUCUAUUCGGAUAUUAAUCUCUCUGGCGCUCCCUAGUGGAACAGAGUCUCAAUUGCACUAAGGCGCUAAGCUGGGUAUCACCCGUCAAUUGCAUUCAUACCCAGUGAAUGAACACAAGAUGAACACACUAAUAUUUUGCAUCAAAUAGAUACACAUGUACAAAAAUCAAAUUGCAAAAUUUAAAAAAAUAUACUUUAGAGCAAAAAAUGUAACAGAUAACAGUUCCAUAAUAAACAUACAUGUGUUAUAUAUUUAUAUUUGGCCUACCUUGUUUGUCUAUAU
Messenger RNA from Doryrhamphus excisus (bluestripe pipefish), 2758 nucleotides. RefSeq names its product bone morphogenetic protein receptor, type IBb (gene bmpr1bb). Gene Ontology annotation, biological process: protein phosphorylation; cellular response to growth factor stimulus; cell surface receptor protein serine/threonine kinase signaling pathway. The record is from RefSeq and is a predicted model, not a curated record. Lineage: Eukaryota; Metazoa; Chordata; Actinopteri; Syngnathiformes; Syngnathidae. Gene Ontology annotation, cellular component: plasma membrane; signaling receptor complex. Gene Ontology annotation, molecular function: transmembrane receptor protein serine/threonine kinase activity; ATP binding.